Molecule: messenger RNA, 669 nt
Organism: Cadophora gregata
Lineage: Eukaryota; Fungi; Ascomycota; Leotiomycetes; Helotiales; Ploettnerulaceae
Exons: 4
Coding region: 1-669 (222 amino acids)
Source: RefSeq, a predicted model, not a curated record
AUGAUCAGCAGCCCAGGAUGGACAAAUCAACUAGAAGACUUCGCUCUCCAACUUCUGCAAGCUGUCAAGAACCAUAGAAACGAGAGUUAUCGGAAACAACACCGCCCUAUCAUAUUCCUGGGCCAUAGUUUAGGGGGUCUGAUCAUUAAGAAGGCUCUCAUCACUGCACAUGCCAGAUCUUGCGCUUUCUCCAAUAUCUUGGAGCACACGAAAGGUUUGGUCUUCAUGGGCACUCCUCAUCGUGGGGCCGAUGCAGCGAAGUGGGCAGCGAUGGUUCAGUCUGUUCUCAGCACGACUCGCAUGGGCCCUGACACGGAUCUGUACAAAGAUCUGAAAGAGAGGUCCAGUACCCUGACGCAAAUCAACAAUGAUUUCCCUGAGCGUGCAGCCCACUUACAACAUAUUCUGAGCUUUUACGAAUUGCUUGUCCAGCCAGAACUUAAAUCCCUCGUUGUGGAACGGUCCUCUGCUCUCAUGGGAUUACCUAACGAAAUACCUAUCGCUUUGAAUGCUAACCAUCGUUCAAUGUGUCGGUUCGCGAGCGCAGAUGAUGCCGCAUUCACGGCCGUAUGGAAGCCAAUCAGAGAUAUGAUCAAAGCUAUCCGUGAAGGAGGCACACGAGCAUGUAAGUUUACCAAGACCAUUUCUCGUAAAUCUGGAGAAAGCUGA